This is a messenger RNA of Eimeria mitis, 522 nucleotides long. RefSeq lists its product as uncharacterized. Gene Ontology annotation, molecular function: ice binding. The record is from RefSeq and is a predicted model, not a curated record. The transcript is spliced from 4 exons. NCBI's taxonomy places the organism in Eukaryota, Apicomplexa, Conoidasida, Eucoccidiorida, Eimeriidae. The coding region runs from base 1 to 522 and encodes 173 amino acids.
AUGCACCUAGAACCGCAGCACGAGGCAGCUGCUGCUGCUGCAGUUGCUGCUUCGGCUUGCUGCUGCUCUGCUGUCGUUGCUGCUACUGUUGCUGUUGUUGCUGCAGCAGCAGCUAGUGCAGCAGCAGCAGCAGCAGCUAGUGCAGCAGCAGCAGCAGCAGCUAGUGCAGCAGCUAGUGCAGCAGCAGCAGCAGCAGCUAGUGCAGCAGCAGCAGCAGCAGCUAGUGCUAGUGCAGCAGCAGCAGCAGCAGCUAGUGCAGCAGCAGCAGCAGCAGCUAGUGCAGCAGCGCUGCUGCUGUUGCUGUUGCUGCUGCUGCUGCUGCUGCUGCUGCUGCAGCGCCACGGCCGUUUCUUUGCAGCAAAGGCAAAUGCAACGGGCAGUCUGCAGCAGCAACUGCAGCAGCAGCAGCAAGUGCAGCAGCAGCAGCAGCAGCAGCAGCUAGUGCAGCAGCAGCAGCAGCAGCUAGUGCAGCAGCAGCAGCAGCAGCUAGUGCAGCAGCAGCAACAGCAAGAAAACGAGUGA